Molecule: messenger RNA, 1551 nt
Organism: Cololabis saira (Pacific saury)
Lineage: Eukaryota; Metazoa; Chordata; Actinopteri; Beloniformes; Belonidae
Gene: wdr77
Product: WD repeat domain 77
Exons: 10
Coding region: 283-1296 (337 amino acids)
Biological process (GO): oocyte axis specification
Cellular component (GO): methylosome
Molecular function (GO): protein binding
Source: RefSeq, a predicted model, not a curated record
GAAGAUUCCAGGACAGGAAGUUUUGUCUACCUUCUCCAUGUGUCCCUGUAGUCCACUCGUUCAUUCAUUUAAAACACGGAGCCUUUACAUUGUUACUUUUUCUUUGCUUUGUCAAACAGGAAUAGCAUUGCGCCUUUAAAAUACAAUAUCGUAUAAUAUAUAUCAGAUAAAGCAAAGGCAACAGCGGUUGUAUUGUCGUGUCGGCGGUGCUAGCAAACGUAGAAGGAACGUUCAAGUCUACUUGGGAAUCUCAAGAGUAAACAUUUGAAGAGUGACUUUUGGAUGGAAAGUGCGGGUGACAGCAACAUGGUCAAGGAAAACCGGUGGAACAUCCCCCCUAGUGCUCCUGCCUGCAUGGAGAAGCAUCUCUGCGCGGCUCAGUACAGAUCAGAUGGCACCCUGCUGCUUGGGGCCUCCAGCCUCUCUGGCAGGAGCUGGCAGGGAUCUCUGUGGAUCUACAGUGACCCUGCGCAGGCCCCCAAUGAAGGUUUCUGCAAAGCUGGUGUUCAGACUGAAGCUAGUAUCACUGACGUCAAGUGGGUGGGUGAAAAAGGAAUCAUUGUCACAUCAGAUUCAGGUGCCCUGGAGCUCUGGGAAUUGGCAGAGGACGAGCGCCUGCUGAUGAAUCGCUUCACCAAACAUGACCAUGACCACAUUGUGACCACAGUGAGCCCCAUCGUAGGAGCAAGCAGUGCUGUUACUGGCAGCAUGGACUGCCGAAUUAAAAUCUGGGAUCUCAGUCAGGAAACAGUUGUCACCACCUACGAUGUUCACACACAGCCUGUCAGUUGUGUCGCCUGCAGUCCUACAGAUGAGUCUCUCUUCAUUUCCUGUGGCCAGGAUGGCCGUGUCUUAAUGUGGGACAGGAGGAAGCCAAAUAAACCUGCUUCAAGACUGGAUGUCAAAUCCCCCAGCUGUGCUCCCACCACUGCAGCGUGGCACUCUCACCACAGAAGCACCAUUGCUUUUGGUGACGAGUUGGGCCGAGUGACCGUGAAAGAUUUCCUGGGAACCGAGCCCGCCCAGGUGGCAAAGGUCCAUAGCCGCAGAGUCAAUGGACUUGCCUUCUCUACAAAUAGUGCCCCCUUGCUAGCCUCCGUCAGUGACGACUGCUCUGUCUCUGUUAUGAACUCAGACCUGAAAGAAAUACUCAGAGACCGGCAACAUCAGGACUUUGUCACGGGCGUUUGCUGGCUUCAGGGUGGCUCCACCACCCUCACCACUGUUGGCUGGGACCAUCUCGUGCUUCACCACACGGUGGCUCCAGCUGCGGGACACGCCAGCCCCUCCUCCUAGAUUUAACAUGGUCCCCUUUGAAAAGGGCCUCUCAAGACAACUACUCACGCCGGGUGUUCACGUGUAUCUGGAGAGCUAAUGUAACAUGUUUGUGAGCAAAAGUGGAUUCCAGUUUCUCAUCAUUAUCCAGCACUUUAGAUACUUGGACGUCUCUGUGUCAUAUUGGCGUAUUACUCGUCACAAACUCUGUUAUACUGUAAAACAUUUGCAUGUUAGGAAGUCUGCUUGUAAUGGAUCAUUUUACAUUAAAGAUGU